CGGGACCCCCGGGGCGUCGCGUGCAGGGUGGUGCGGUGUGAACUGUUUGCGUUGCGCGACACUGUGGCUGUUGUUUUUGCGCUGAUCAGCUGAACGUAUGAUACGCGCUUCGAGUUUGACAAGCAGGAGGGGAAGCCCUGUUGGCUCGCGAGCGUCUAAAUAACGCCGAGAGAGGCGUCAGCGACGAUUCCGGUUGACAAGCGAUGGGAUGCGGACCACGACACGCUGCCCUGAAGAGUAAAUGGCUACAGCAACGCCAACAACUGUGUCAGGGCCAGUGAAGUUCUAACAUGUGACAAGCUGAAGAUGGGAGACAAAUAGGUCUUAAAGAAUUAUUCAAUGUCAGCAGAGAAAGUGCCUCAAAAGCAUCUUGAGACAUUCUUUGUCAAGCCCCAUUGCCAGGCAUCAGCCGAAAAGACACACAAAGAUGAAUUUCACCAAGGCUAUUUGUGAACAGGAGAGGCGACAUAUAGCACACAACCAGCACUCACUUAUAUGGCGGCUGCAUACUGACACCGUUUAAUUAUGCCUUUGUUAGUUAAGACACCAUACGGUAUCUUACAUUAAUUAUGGCAUAAUACAAUUAGCCCCCUAAAGUGAGUGUAAAGACUUUUUCCUGUCGGAAGAGUAUUGAUGCAAUGAUGUUUAUUGGAUUGGUGCUCAAAGAAGCAUUCUCAUUGCAUUCUUAAGGCCUCCUCCCCACAUCUUAUGGAGGCGGAGGAAAAGCCGUCAGCCGAUGGGAAGCGGUCUGGUGGGCAACAGCAGCCAUCAGAGUCUUUUUUAGCAGCACAGCUGCCUCAGUUACAGCAGCAAGCUACCUCACAAUCUGUCCAUGGAUCACAUGGCCGCCUUCAACACAGGCAGCCAAAACGCUUUGAAAUGCUCCAAAGGCAGAAGCGGCAGCAACAGUCACAAUCUAGUGGAUCAUCUUGGCAGCUUACAGAAGUACCUGGUCCUUCAAGAGGCAGCUGUUCUGCCCUGGGAGAUUCAUCUCCCCAAAUUCAUAAUAUUAAGCAAACUCAAUCUCUGCCCAGUGUGGAAGUACAGGAAGGCACCCUAUGUAGACGAGAACGUAAGCCCCAAAAACCAGGGAAAUAUGUGUGCACAUACUGCGGCCGUCCUUGUGCAAAGCCUAGCGUCCUCCAAAAACACAUCCGAUCUCACACUGGAGAGAGACCUUAUCCAUGUGACCCAUGUGGCUUCUCCUUCAAGACCAAAAGCAACUUGUACAAACACCGCAAAUCCCAUGCACAUCGAAUAAAAGCAGGCAUAGCCUCAAGUCUUGAAGAGACCGGUUUUAUUGGGCCGGAAGGUGGAGCCUUGGGAUAUGAACAAGAAGAGGGUACGGAAGGAGAGAGUACAGCUUCUGAGGAUGAGACUGGGCAACACCAACCAUCUACCUCACAGGGCAGGCCAACUCUGAAAAAAAGUAGUAAAGUGGAAUUGUCAUUUGUAGAGGAGGGUCCCCAAACUGAGGAUUCACAGGCCGUCAAGCAAAGGUUAGCAAUGAGGCUAAGUGAGAGGAAGCGAGCUCCCAGAGCAUCUUCAGAUGAAACCCGAUCCUCACUGGGUCCUGGCAGUAAGGGGAGCACAGAAUCUGGCUAUUUUUCCAGUUCUGGGAGUGCUGAGCUCUCCCAAGUGAGCCCACCAAAUGCCAGUGCUAAAACGUAUGCUGAGAUAAUUCUAGGAAAGUAUGGACGCCUAGGACAACAGCAAAGAAUUUCACAUCAACAACUGCAGUUAUCAUCAUCUUCAGGUCAACAGGAAAAAUCAAUCCCUUUCACUGUUCCUAAGACACAAGUCAUUGAGCAUAUAACUAAGCUAAUUACUAUAAAUGAAGCCGUGGUGGAUACAAGUGAAAUUGAUAGUGUCAAACCAAGACGUUCCUCACUCUCUAGAAGAAGUAGCAUUGAGUCUGUAAAGUUCUCUUCACCCAAAGAACCCUGUGUUUUUGAGCCAAAAGCGGAUGCUUCUUGCGGCUCUGCUGUUCAACUUGUUCCUGAUAGUUUUGCAAGUGAAUUACCUGGCUCGUACUUGGCUGAAACAGAAACAUUGGCUGGUCAGAGCUCCAGUGCUCUUCUCUAUAGGAGUCAAUCAGUGCCAUCUUCUCGUAAUACUCCAGAUACAGCUUCACACGGCUUUCGUCUAAGUCAUUCGUUUGAUGAUCAGCAGGCUGAAAUGAGGAUUGGGCCACAUCAACGAAUGUUACGACGCCAACCUGCUAUUGAGGUGCCGGUUGGAGUGGACCUCAGUAUUGAGGAUGCAGGUCCUUCUAGUUUGAAAGAAAUAGAAUUAGGAAAGAAGCCAGACAAGGAAUUUCACCUUUAUGAGUGUGAAAUUUGUGGGACUCGCUUGAAGAAGCAGGACUCUUACACAUCACACAGACUAGCGUGUAUGAGUAAAUCUCCACAUGGUCUGCAAAGUGAGGAAGGCAGUUCUUUUACUGAGAAUCAGCCACAAAUUAUGAGCUACAAGUUUAAAGCAAUGGCUAUGGCUGUGCGCAAGAGGAAAAAAAAAGAAGAAAGUAUUGAGGAAGACCCUCCCAGUCCAGGUCCAACAGCAGUGUCUUUCAGCACCCAGCCUCCAUCGAUGCUAGGCAGUAUUGAUAAUCAGGGCACACCUUGUGGCCUUUCACAAAGUGAGGUAGAAAGGAGUUUUCCCUGGAAAGAAAUUUCUGUUAUCCAGCAUACCAGAUCCUUUGAAAAACAGGAAAGCAUCUCUAUGGCAAAUCAGGAAGCACAGCCAGAACACGAGCAAUCACAGGAGCCAAAACCAGCCUCCAUGUCCCGGUUAAUCCGUCAACCCAACAUUCAAGUGCCAGAAAUUCUGGUUACAGAGGAGCCAGAUACCGAGAUGGUCUCCCAUCCAGCGAACACGUACACCUCUAAAGAGUCAGAGAAGGUGGAGGAAUUCCAGUGGCCUCCGCGUAGCCAAAGUCUGGCUCAGCUCCCUGCAGAGAAGCUACCGCCAAAGAAGAAGCGUCUCCGUUUGGCUGAGGCAGCCCAAUCAUCAGGAGAAUCUAGCUUUGAGUCAGUAUCCCUGCCACACAGCCCAAGCCAAGAGAGCAAUGUUUCCCAUGCCUCCAGUCGAUCUGCAUCCUUUGAGGAAUCAGGAAGGCCAGACUGUGAGAUGCAGAGUAGUACCUGGAGCUCCCAAGGGUCUCACAUGCUGACUGUUCCAUCAAGUCUCCAUCAACACCAUCAUUCUCACAAAGAGAUGCGCCGCUCAACCUCUGAACAGGCAUCUGCAAGUCCUCCACACCCUGCACAUGUAGAGGAAACAAGAAGUAAGUCAUUUGACUAUGGCUCUCUCUCUCACGAGCGCACUUCUGCUACUUGGAAGGAUAGGAGGAAAUGUCUCUUGGUGAAGCACGGAACCCUUGGUGAACCUGACCAGGAGGAGUCAUGUACUAAACCUGGCAUCUCAGCUGUUUGCCAGUCCUACCCAGGUCAUCCUCCAUUCACAAUCACAGAGCAUAGAAUGGGAGGCAGGACCUCUAGGCUUAGCUCAGAGCAUAUAGGAAAGACCUUGCAGCUUUUCCAAUCCCCUCUUUCCCUCCCACCAGCAGUUUUCCCCCUACAACAAGCAAACCCUGAUUUUUGUUCCCCAAGUCAGCUCACUAGAUUCCUUCCAGUCACUACAGCAGUCGUUUCUACCCAGAUGUUUCAACAAGCCUUCCUUCACAGUGAGCCACCUCCGCCACAUCCAAGACCCAUAGAAUAUGUAGAACACCUGGGAUUACCCCUUCAGCCACUCACCACUUUAUUCCCUCUACAUUCAAGUGAUGUUGCUGAGGAUGUUUGCUUUCCCAUGCCAGGUGGACUGACUAUUCAGGUCCCCUCAGGGCCUCUUUUCAGUGAGUUUAGGUCAUCGCCUUCCUCAUUGCAUACUCCCAGUCAUUCACAACAGCAGUUAGUCAUCCGCCACAACCCCCAUCCCGUGAUUGCUCCUUGUCUUCAACAGUUUAUGCCAGUGGUGUCUCUUGUAGUGCCUGUGCGCUUACAGACUCACAUUCCUACCUAUGCUAGUGCCAUGUAUACAACCAUCUCACAAAUUUUAGCCACAACGCAACAUCCAGUCUGCUGCACAGCUAUGGUAAUCAUGGGUAAGCUGGAGGAAGACAAGCUUCAGAGAUCUUACCUUAGGCUGCCCUCACCUAACCCCAAGAGCUAUAUUCCCUUGCCGCUGCCUCUCGAGCAUGGAGCAGGUGCUUCAUCUGAUGACAGCUGUGGGCAGCUUGGUGCUGGAGGAAGCAAGCGAAUGCUGUCACCUGCAGGUAGUCUAGAACUCAGUUUAGAGGCACAGCGGCACCAAAAACGGGUGAAAGAGGAGGAGGAGAUAGAAGAGUGUGACAAGGAAGAUGACGAUAACAAAUGCGACAAAUCUCAGGAGGUGAGUCAGGCAAAAAUUAAGCAGAGGCUAACAGUGGAGAUGGCAAGGAGGGCCAAAGAUCCAAGGGAAGUAAUAGAAACUGAAAAGUUAAGCAAGCAGAACUUCACCCAACACAAAUCUGAAACCUUGAAGGAGGAGGGAAGGAAAGAGGCGGGACAUCGGUAUGCUCCAAGGGUAACAAGUCCAGAGAGAACUGUGGACCCCUCAUACCCCAGUUUGCACACCACUACAUCCGUCAGCUGGUGCUACCUGAAUUACACAAAGCCCAACCCCUCUACACAUAGAGGUUCAACAUCCGUCUAUUCCUCAUGGAGUGUUAGCAUGCAUAACCCCAAUAUACCUGGCCAGUCCACCAAAAUAUUACUGUCCCUGCUGCGCUCCAAACAGAAACAUAGUGCUGAGACAUACACUAUGGCUACAGCUCCACCACCAACCACGGACAAGCUGGUUCCUACUGACAGCAAAGUGACCAGUGCGUCAGAGGUACAUGCCUCUCCACCCAACACACCUGUCAAAGUAAAAGAGGAACCAGCAAAUGAAAGAGGAGAAAAAGAGAAGAAGAGUGCUGAUGACGUGCCCACUACCUUGAUGCAAAGUGAGGCAGCAAAUAUUUGCCUUUUUGAGGGAGGAUCAAAUCACAACAACGUAGGAGACGGAUCCGGCGUGACGCAUAUACUAGCUGUAUAUGAUAUACUAGCUGAGCCCCGAAGUGACAAAGACAUGGUGGUACAGUUUUUUUGCUUCGCCUUUAAAACCAAAGGGAACCUUACCAAACACAUGAAGUCCAAGGCCCAUGGUAAGAAAUGCCUGGAGAUGGGAGUGUCAGAGUCAUCUGUGGAUGAGCUGGAGACUGAGGAAGCAGGGGGCAGUGAGGAGCGAGUAUGCAAGUCAGAAGAUCUGGAGGGGCACCAGUGCUCUGAUUUUGAAGAUUCUGAAGCAGAAGAUGAUGAGGAUGAGGAAGAGGACUUCUCUUCCCAUGAUGAACCAUCUUCAGUCUGUUCCACUGAUACUCGUCAGUCCACAGGUGACCUCUCUGAAAGUGGCCAAGGCUCACAGACUGAGCCCUCUGACCCUUCAGCAAAAGAGGAAUACUCCUCACCCCACAGACCAUUGCCUGGCAUACGAGCCGUGUCUCCAGGCAGCAAGAGGGCAUCGUUCUCCCGCAAGGGCUGGGAGGUUUCCCUGAGGACCUUCUCCCCUAGCAGUGAAGGCUCUCCCCUUAGAAGCCUGUCUCCUAGCCUUGAAUUGUCCUCACCUAGCCGUCAUCUCUCUCCUUCCCCAGAGAGGGGCCCAUCACCCAUCAGAGCCCUCUCACCUCUGAGGCCUGUAUCCCCGGCACGCUACAGGAGUGCCAGAGCUCUCUCCUCUCAUAUGCCCCUAAAGCCCCAGCAUCGGCCACACAGCUCACCCGCAGGGCUCCACUGGGAACCUAGCACACCAGCUACUGAGGGUCAAGAGGACAAGCCUGGUACUCCAUCUCUACAGGAGCGUAUGCCCCCAGAUCCCUGCCUGCUUUCCCCAUCUCUACACUUCUCUCCAAGUGAGUCUUUCCCUCCCUUCCCUCUUGUGACACCACGGACCGUGGACCGCAUGUUUAGCCACCUUCCUUUACACUCCCAAGAUCAAGCCCGCACGCCCUAUCACAUGAUUCCCAUUGGGGGCAUCCAAAUGGUGCAGCUCAGACCCCGAUCACGCCCCAAACGGGAACGACAGUCAUCCUCCACCCCUUCGCCCACCUCUCCCAAAGAGGACUCCCCUUUUUCCCUCACCAGGAGGGAUUAUCCAUGGAUCUCGCUUCCGGAAACCAGUCCGCAAAGAACUCUGGCAGACAAAAGGACAAAAAGCCAAGAUGAGGGAUCCAGCCGGUCUGACCUGUCUUGUCCAAGUACUAGUUCGAUGUUACCUAAACUCCCCCCUUUACAACAAGGUGUAGGGGAGCAACGGACUGCAAAGGUCAGAAAGCAAUAUGGCGACUCGAGGUCUGCCACAAAGACUCACACCUUCAGUCCCGAAACAUCCAGGAAAGCACUGACAGACAGCGAUGCAGGAGCUGAGAGGAUCUCACAGGGGGAAAGAGCAAGUUCUUCACGUGAAAACAGACAGCUGCGUGAGACGGAAAAGCCUGUAGCGGCGCCACUCAGGGGACGUGGCUCUUUUUCAGAAGGAUGUUCAGGAUCUGGCAGUGCUCCUCAGAGCCAGGAAGGUGAUCAAGAUAGCACUUAAAAGCCUCUGUGCACAAUGGUAAAAUGCUUUCUACUGCUAAUACUACUAUUGUUUUGUUUUGUAAUGCGCUUAUUUUUUAUAUACAACAUUUUCAAUACUAUUGGUAACUUGGUAAAUGUUUGUUCUGCAAUAUUCAAGAUUGUAAUAUGAUGCACUUUUUUUUCUUGGAAAAAAAUAUUUCUGUAAAUCGAUUAAGUCUGUCCCUCCUAUCUUUAUUGACAUUGCAGUCUUAAUAUAUCUAUUUGAAUAUGUAUAUGUACUUGUAAAUACAUGUUCAAUUAAUACAUUUCUAAGUGACCAAGAUGAAAACUUAAAUCAAGAGUAAUUCCAAUAUUUCGUCUCUUGUCCAGUAUUGCGCAAAUUCUAGUGAUGUGUGCCUUUUUCUGUCCAGAUUUACUGCUUGAAGUGUCAAAGAUGAAAAGCUGUGAAUUCUUUUUAUGAAUAUAGUUUUUUUUUUUUUGUGCAAAUGAGCUGGUAUUUGAAAAGCAGGAGGAUUUUCUUUAUACGUUAGGGUAAAUGAGACAGGCAAUGCUGUUGAAUAGACAAGAAACAGGUUUCGGCAGAGAGCCUUGCAGGGAAAUUGCACUGAAGUCAUAUUUUUUAUAAUACAAGUGAUUAAAUGAUAAAUUGUCUCUGUACAGAUAGAAAGUCUAUGGUCCAUAUUUAUUGCCAUGUGAAAAUAUGAAAAUGCCUGUUUUGUUUACUUUGGUUUUCAAAGGGAUUUCUAUUGUCAUUUGUAUUAUUCUUUACACUUUUAUUAAUAGUUUUUUAGUUAUGACCUCAAGACUUGAAAUGAAGAAACUGGACAGGCUUUCAGUGAAGUUGGUCAAUAGCCGAGGUUCUGGAUGGAUCAAAUGCCCUCCAAAUUUGUCAGACAUUUUGCAUUUCUGAACCAAUAAAAGUGCUCCAGCAAUUACUAAA
This is a messenger RNA of Sinocyclocheilus anshuiensis, 7536 nucleotides long. RefSeq names its product transcription factor HIVEP3-like. Gene Ontology annotation, cellular component: nucleus. Gene Ontology annotation, biological process: regulation of transcription by RNA polymerase II. NCBI's taxonomy places the organism in Eukaryota, Metazoa, Chordata, Actinopteri, Cypriniformes, Cyprinidae. Bases 709 to 6615 code for a protein of 1968 amino acids. The record is from RefSeq and is a predicted model, not a curated record. The transcript has 9 exons. Gene Ontology annotation, molecular function: DNA-binding transcription factor activity, RNA polymerase II-specific; RNA polymerase II cis-regulatory region sequence-specific DNA binding.